GCAGUAGGCGGAGCCGAAGACCUGCCGCGUCUCGGCCGGCGGGAAGCCCAGGCGCUGUAACUUCUCCACGUAGGCCUGGCGCGUGCGCGAAGAGUUAUUGGUCACGUAGCACAGCUGCUUCCCGGCGCCCGCCAGGCGGCCCAGCGCCUCCGCCGCCCCGGGAAUCGCCGCCUCGCCCCGCCACAGCACCCCGUCGCAGUCGAACAGCACCGCCUCCGCGUCCCGUAGCGCCGACCGCGCCGCGGCCGACGUUCCCAGCCGUUCGCACCGCUUCGCCAUCGCGGACCUGCUCAGAUGGACGGACUGAGAGAAACCGGCGCUGCUUUCUUCUCACGACUUCUCCUCGACGUCGAUUGGCUGGGAGGCGGCGCGAGCUGGCGCUGAUUGGGCGGGGCCGGCUUUUCAGGCUCCGCCUCAUCUUGCGCCUUGAGGGAGAGAGUGAGGUGACCGCAGCCUUUAGACCCCUGCCUGAGCCCCGCCCGCCGUAGCUGCUUAUUGGCCGAGAUGAAGCGAAGCCACUUUGCUAUUGGGUGAGACGCCGUCUCCUCGCUUCGUUUGCUCGGGCUUCGUCCGCAUUUGCCAGGUUCCCAUUGGCCUAGCCGAAAUAGAGCCUUUCCGCCCUUGCUCCUCAUUGGCUGCGGCGCCGUGGCGGCUCUGCCCACUUCAGGUGAGCUGAGGAGAGGAAACCCCGAGCCUCGCCUCAAUUGGCAAAAGUUCGGGCUCUGCGGCCCCGCCCCGUGGCGGCGCCGGGCUCGUUGUUAUGACGACACGGCCGUAAAGCCGCCAUCUUGAUGGUUGCGGCGCCUUGCGACAUGGAGGCCGCGAUGGCAACGAGCGCUGGGCCGGCGGGGCUUACGGCAGUUGGGCCACGGGGACAGGAGUGUGCGGCUGAGGCGGUCUCCGGCGCGAACCAGGGGCCCGCCGCCUUCCUCAGUCUCCCGGCGCCUUUCGGUGAAGAAGGUACCGGCUUGGCAGGCAGGCAGGGAUGGGGGGGAGGGGAGGGGUCUCUUACUCUGUAAAGUAAUGUUCCUCCCGAGGAGGAAGGGGUGCCCGUGGUUCCCUCAACUCUUUGCGCAGCCCGCUCUUGGGCUUGUCGAUGCAGCAGCUCGUUAAGCCACCCAAUAAAGGCGAAGGUCCAAUACGAUGGGAGAGUGGAGGCCUCUCUCUUCUGAGAAUUACGGUGUCGCGCCUGCGCCCCUCCUGCUUUGGAGCGAGGAAUGGCAAGCGUGGGACUCACUUGCAGGCAAAAAGUUGGUUGAGCCUCGGGAAAUGGUGCCACGCAGCCUCCUGUCGGGUUCCUCGCUUCCAGCCUCUACAACUCUCAGAACUACUACUCUCAUGAGCCUCAGUCAACGUGGCCAUGCUUGAGGUUGAUGGGAGUUGUAGCCCAAGACACAUAGCUGUCAACUUUUCCCCUUUCUUGCGAGGAAUCCUAUUCAGAAUAAGGGAAUUUCCCUUAAAAAAAGGGAAACAUUGACAGCUAUGCCAAGACAUCUGGAAGGUGGCAGGUCUGCGAAAGCCGCACUGAGCUUUCAGAGUCUAUAUCCCUGAAGUUUCACUUCUUUUUAAUGUAACCCAACACCUGUUCUUUUAAACCGCGGCCUGGAUGAGAAUGAUCAGGAACACUGCUUCUGCUAAUGUGCCAGAAUCAGGAAAGAAACAUGAUAGACUUGUUUUUUAGCCAGAGUUGCUCAGUUGUAAAAUAGCUCCUGCCUACAUCUUUUCUCUGAGAAAGCAUGUAUUUCAUGGUCACAUUUAAGAGAGGACAGUGGAAGUGCUGGGAAUGGGGAUUUCAGCAGUGUAACUUGUGCAAGCUGCUGUAUUGAAAUUCUCUUCUACACAGCUUUUUAGGGUGCAGGAGCUCUGCCCCUUUCUGCACUUGACCCUUAUUAAGCAUUGCAAAAUCAUGUUCAAAUCUUAAUCAAUGUUAAAUUCUUCUCAGCUUGUUUUUCACAUUUACUGGAUGCUUUUAUGUCAAGGUGUGUUCUCAAGCUAUCCUAUCAAUGGUUAGGUAACAAUUUGUACAACUUCCUUCCUAUCAUAUAAUGACCAAUAUAAGCUAGAAACCAGCUGGUCUUUAAAUAGUCUUGUUAUUCCAUCUGAAGAUGGUGACAGUUUUCUUAUCCUUUGAAUUUUAGAUGAAGAUGACAGGCACAAGUGUGGUCGGUGCCAGUCUGAGUUCACUUCUUUGGAAGAAUUUGUACAGCACAAAUUACAGAAGCUUUGCCAGAGGCAGCAAGAUACUACAGCAGUAACAACCCCGGCAAGUUUCCUGAGGCAGGAUGUGGGGAAGGCGAUGGCUGGAUUCUCUUCUAGCCCUGAGACUGCUUGCUAGGACAAGUUUUCUCAUUGUGGGCAGUGGGUGGGGGAAAGCAUGGCAAUAUUGCUCUAGUAGUUUUGGGUAAUUACUGGAUGGGUUUGAGGGAGGCUUAGGUGUGAUGCCUGGAAAUUCACAGAUGUCUUUUUUAAGUCCUACUGCAAGAGUGGCAGGGUAAGUCAACUGACUACUGUUGAAAUCAGUAGUGGGAAGCCUCUGGCCAGUGGACCUAAUUGGACCUGGCAUGGGUCCUCAUUUGACUUGUGAGGCAAUUUCCCCCAAAGCACACCUCCACACCUGAUGUCAGGUUUUAAGGCAUCUAAAAACAUGAUUCCAAAGGAACCACUGAACCUCAAAAGGAGUUCCCAGGUGUUCCUUUGCAAGCAGCACUAGAUUGGUGCAGACAACAAACCUUCAUCACUUUGGGGAAGAGUGAAUAAAGUGUGAGCAGAGAAAUAUUUUUAAUUUUGCAUCUCUCACUGUUUGGCUAUAACUAUUGCUAUAUGCAUUCUUUUACUAAAACUCCGUUUGCUGCACAGGUCAUUUCAUCUGUUGAAGAGCCUAUAACUGUAGCUCAUAUAGUUGUUGAAGCUUCUCCAAUAACAGAAGAAAUCAGCAACACAUCUGCAAUACUAGGUAUGUUCACCAAACUUUAUGAGGUAUUUUGAGUGUUUCAAUAAACUUGUAGAAAGUACAUAAAGGUAAAUCAAACAGUAUAAGCUUGAAUUCCAUAAUCCUUUGACAAACCCCCCUAAUAAAAGUUCCUAAGUAAACUUUUCAUUCACAGCUUGUCAUGGGGAUAGGUAGCUGGUGAAAGAACAGCAAAAAAAUUGUAGGAGUAAACAGUUCUCACAACACAGGAAAAUGCAGUGUUGUUGCUCAGGGACCCAAGCUGUUUAACUCUAAUAAUUAACCUGGGGUUUGAUGAAGUAGCAAAGUUUCCAGAUGAAACCAAAUUAUGCAGGAUGGUGAAAAUCCAAGCAAACAAUGAGAAAUGUGAUAGGCUCUCCAAACCAGAUGAACAGUCGGCAGAACGGCAAAUGAGGUUCAAUGUAAGCUGAGUACAAACUGAGGCACAUAAGUUAGGAGAAUAACAAAGAGAACCGCAAGUUCUGGGUGCAAUGAACUGGCUGUCCAGGAAAGAGAAUUUGGGGUUGUGAGGAAUAACUUAGUAAAACUAUCAAAUGCACUUGCAGUGAAAAAGUGAAAAAAAUAUACAAGACAGUAUUAUGACAAGGAUCAAAAUGGUCAUUGUCAUAAGAACUUUAUGCAGACUUUGAUAGUUUGUAUGGUUUGAUAGUAUCUGGUUUACUGUGUGGUGUUCUGGUUGCAGGUAGUGGGCACAUCAAAGAAGUCAUUGUAGCUGGAGACCAUGUAUUUGAAAGCCCAAAUGGCCACAUUGAUGGUGACACUGGAGAGGGGCAGGAUAGUCCUGAAGGCCCAGAAGAAGGGGCCUCCAUGGAGCUCAUCAAAGUUAAGCUGCUGGUUAAUAAAGAAGGCCGAUACGUCUGUGAACUAUGCCACAAGACAUUCAAAACGGUAUGUUUGAAGUUUGUACCAGAUCGUAUAAGAUAGUGCUGGACAAAUAAGGAAAUACUGUAGAGAUUUGCAUUUAUUUAUUUAUUUAUAGAUUUAUUUAUUCAUAGCAUUUGGGUGGCUUGCAAUAGACAAGUAAAAAACUCAAAUCUGAAUACAGUGGUACCUCGGGUUACAUACGCUUCAGGUUACAUACGCUUCAGGUUACAGACUCCGCUAACCCAGAAAUAAUACCUCAGGUUAAGAACUUUGCUUCAGGAUGAGAACAGAAAUCGUGCGGUGGUGACGUGGCAGCAACGGGAGGCCCCAUUAGCUAAAGUGGUGCUUCAGGUUAAGAACAGUUUCAGGUUAAGAACAGACCUCCGGAACGAAUUAAGUACGUAACCAGAGGUACCACUGUACAACCUUCAAAAUCGAAACCAGAUUUUAACUUUUAUGUAUACGCCAUCAUUUUUGCCUAUACAGUCGUACCUCUGAAGUCAAACGCCUUGCGAGUUGAAUGUUUUGGCUCCCAAAUGGUGCAAACCGGUUUGUGAACGUUCCGGUGAUUGUUCCGGUUUGUGAACGUUCUUUGGAACCUGAACGUCCAUUGUGGCUUUCGAUGGGCUGCAGGAGCUUCCUGCAGCCCAUCGGAAGCUGUGCCUUGGUUCCUGAAUGUUUUGGAAGUCGAACGGACUUCCAGAAUGGAUUCCGUUCGACUUCCGAUGUACAACUGUGUGUUUGUUUUUGUGUGUGAAUAUAUGUGUGUGCUUGUGUAGCUACAGCUUGAAAUUCUCCAUUGGUUAAAACAGGUGAUCUGUGUGCCUGGCAGCAUCACCAAUAGUUCCUUUCUCCUUGCUCCAGGCCAGCAUCCUCAAAGCUCACAUGAUAACUCACAGCAGCAGGAAGGAUUAUGAGUGUAAGAUAUGUGGGACAUCUUUCAGGACCAAGGGCUCGCUUAUCAGACACCAUCGUCGUCAUACAGGUGAGAGGACAGAUUGGUUUGUUAUAAAAUCCAUGAUGGUGCUACAUGUGUAGAAAACCCCUCAGUGCUUGUUGGUGUAUAAUGAUUGAGUCAGAACGGACAAACCCCCUCUGCUGGCGACAAUGGAAGGCAUGAGAGCCAUGCACUAAGCCUCCAGUUUGCUAGCACUGCCAAAAGGAUGCUACUGUGGAUGCUAUGAAAGGAACAUCCCAUCGGGAUCCAGUCACAUCAUCCCCAUCUGCUUCCUUUUCUGAGAGAAGCAGAAGAGGGAAAAUUUCUUAGCUGGAGUCCAUGGGCCAUUUUCUUCCAUGUUAUAACUCUUGUCUUUUACUUCUCAACCUGUUAAGAUGAGCGUCCUUACAAGUGCAAGAAAUGUGGGAAAAGCUUCCGAGAGUCAGGAGCCUUGACCCGGCACCUGAAAUCCUUGACUCCUUGUACUGAGAAAACCCGCUUCAAUAUGAACAAGGAAAUAGUUGUGAGCAAAGAGGAUUUAGCAGCAGGUCAGUAAAAAGGCCAGCAGCUUGCCCUGCUGUUUGUACAGUCAGUUUUGUUGUCUUUCAUUGAAAGUAUUCUCUGUUGGUCCAAAGCAAGAUGCAGUUCAUGUUUAUGGCAGAUCUAGAAGGCAGUUGAGUAAGGUGGGACAUUUCUGACCUUACGUGAGGGGUGUCCUCUGGCUUUGCCUCUGUUUUCUGAGAGGCUUUUUCUUGUUGAGUAGCAUGGUGGCUAAGUAACCAGGCUCUGAAUACAGAAAUCCAAGUCUUGCCUCUAGGAGGCCUUAGGCAUGCCGUAACCUGCAACAUGCCUACUUUAAAUAGUUACUUGUAAACAAGAUGGUGCUUGAAGUACUUUGACAAUUGAAAGCAUCAUGUAAAUGCAGAAAUAUUGCAAACACAGAGGAAAUUGCUUUGGAUACUGGGGGAAGAGAAGACCUCAAAGUGGGAAGUUGUAUUUGGGAGCUAGGUUGCUUGCUGAGAACUCCUGUUUGCUGUUUUUCUUGAAGGGUCAAAUGAUUCCAAUGUAGAGGCUGUUCCCUCGCUAGCAGCUCAGUCUGUGGAGUCCCCUCCUGUCAUUCAUUUAGUGACGGAUGCAAAAGGGAAUGUCCUCCAUGAAGUCCACGUCCAGGUGCAGGAGCUCCCAAUCACAGAGGAGAAAUUGUUGGGCCAAGAGGUUAGUGCCACCCAUGAUGAGGGGAAGGUUGGCAUUUGGCUUAGACUAGAGACACACACUGAUUUCCAGUUAUGGGUUUGGCAUGAUGAGACAACAUGCCUGACCAGUCUCAAGGGGCUAGGUGGAAAGAAAAUUCUAAAGAAGUCUUGCUUUGAAAUCUUGGAGAUAAGUUUCCCUGGAGAAUUUCAAGCCCAACACAAGGCAUCAAAACUCAAAGCUCAUCUGCAAGAAAGUAAGCAGUUCUAAAUAAUGUCUCCCUCUUUAGAAAUUUGAGAACUUUUGGUGCGCUCUGCACAGGCAUCUGAGAUCAGUUUGCUAACAGUUUGGUUUUUCUGUUUAAGAGAGUGGGUCUCAAAUUGUAAGAUGGGCCACCACUGAGUGUGUGUAAGUGUAAAAUUGCAGAGGGUAAAAAGAUUCUGUAGCGAGCAGGCCCAGUGGUAGGGGUUUAAUGUCGCUUCCUCAAAAAUGGCUGUUCUAACUAAAUUGCAGAGAGGCAAGGAACAUCUAAGAGUUAAAUCUCAAUCUAAACCUUGCAUAUGGCAUUCUCUGGGAGUCAUUUGCAUUUUCUGAUGGGUUGUGGGGCCCGGGAGAAGAGAUGCCAGUGGUUUCCUGAGUUCAAAAGGCUGAAGAAUGCUGGCUUAAGAGAGAACUUUUAGCAACUUCUGGGGCUAAAACAAAUGGUCUCUACUUUGCAGUUAACUGCCCUGCAUCUGUCCCUGGUUUUCUUUAGCCUUCAAAUCCUGAGGAUCUGCCCCCUGAGGGAGAUGACAAUGAGAACUUGCUGAGGGAAGCCAUGAGGAAUUCUGGGAUUGUGAUAGAACAGGUGUCCAUGGAGGAGGCGAGCAAAUCAGAUGAAGCCAAUGAGGUGACUGGUGCAGAGGAGUCAAAGAAUGAAGAGGUGGAGAUGCCCGAGAAGCUGUGUGGGGAGCAGUACGUGAAGAUCGAGCAAGCAGAAACUGUAAGUUUGUCAGGGUAGCUGCUUUUCCUGUAUUUAGGUUAACUCACCUCUCCUGAAGUCAGGUUUGGCUGAUGCAUGACAACAGGCCUUGGUGGUGUGCAGCUGUAUACGGGUUAACACAUGACCUGCGCCACCCUUAGCUGCCUUCAGUGCUGCUUUAACAGUGGCAUAUGCUGCCUUUCAAAUAGGAUAUCCCUAGUCAAGCUUUUGCAAUGUCAAGUACUUAUGCUGCCCCCCUCUGUCUCAUAGCCAGAUGCAGAUGCGACUGAUGAGGGCCAGGUGUGCCCCUACUGCAGUGAAGUCUUCCGGGAACACAGCUCCCUUGACCAGCACAUCAGCAGACAUUUUGGUAAGGGGACAUCUUGUUGUGUCUCGUCAAGGUAUCCAUGGACAAAUUGCUUCCUUUUACAGUCACAAAGUUUUAUCAGGCUGCAGCUGGGUGGCUUUCCAAGACAUGCAAAUAAUUUAUUUUUUCUACUAGAUUGGUGCACAUUGCUGCAGGAUACCAUAAAACUAAAAAUAGUUUGAAUGCCUCAGAAUUGCUGAGAAAUUUUUUACUCAGUAGCAAAAAUGGUAGAUGUCUCAAUUAUUUAGCUGAGUAUUGCAGAUACUGGCUUUAAGUUUAGCUUCUGUAUGCGGGUUAGUCUUUGAGCAAAGGUCAACCCCGAGAUCUCUGGCUAAAUCAGCCUCACGCCUGAGGCACCUGUCGUCUUUGCUACGAACAGAAAAUUUAUGGGCAGUUCCUCUGCGGCUAUGAAAGCAGUUUCUUCUUUGAUAUUCUACCGCCUUGCAUUUUCAAAUGUCAUAAAUACUGGACAUUCUGCCUGCUCCAAUCCUCUUUUUUUGUGAAACUUCCCACCCCUUGCCCAGACUACAAACCUUUCCCAUGUGAAGAGUGUGGCAAAGGAUUCACCAAGGGCUACUUGCUGAAAAAACACCAGGAAGUGCACGUGAACGAGCGGCGGUUCCGUUGUGGGGAUUGCGGCAAGCUGUACAAAACAAUUGCGCAUGUGAAGGGACACAGGAGGGUUCACUCUGAUGAGCGGCCAUAUCCUUGCCCCAAAUGUGGCAAGAGAUACAAGACGAAGGUAGGAGCCCCACAUCUUUUGGGACUUGUUCUUUGAUGGGAACCUGGUUAAGCCCCAGGGCCGCAUUCCCUUUUAGGUGACUUUUGGAGGGCCAUGUGCCAGUAGGGAAAAGUGGGCAGAGCAAUUUUACCUUGGCAUUAGCACUCAAAGUGACUGGGAGACUUGUGAGGAGCAUUGCUUUCCAUUUUGCCCGAAGCGCACUAGUGCUUCUCCAGAGUUCUCUGAGUGUCCCGAAAGUGCUCAAAUGAAAAUUUCUGAGCACUGCUGAAGGAUUUUGCUGGGCUUUGUGCCAAAAGAUGGGUGGUUUAUUUUUCUUUGGCAGCAAGUCUGCCCCCAGUGCCUUGGAGUCACCUGUCGUUUAUUUAAAAAACAGCUCUCGGCAGACAAGCAGCUUUGUUGAAGUGCUCAAAGUGAAGCAGAUGAUUUUUUAAAAAAUACUUUUAAGAGUGGUGUGCAAUGGAUAAUGCUUCUGUCUGCUCAGGAGGUCCAGUGUAGCAAGUUUGCUGCAUUUAUCUAUGUUCACUCAUGGCUUCCAUGCUCUCCUGUCCUGCAGAAUGCCCAGCAGGUGCAUUUUCGGACACACCUUGAUGACAAACCAUACGUCUGCCAAUUCUGCAGUCAGGGAUUUCGGGAAAAGGGUUCCCUGGUGCGCCACAUCCGCCACCACACAGGGGAGAAGCCCUUCAAAUGUUACAAAUGUGGCCGUGGUUUUGCAGAGCAUGGCACCCUCAACAGGCACCUGAGGACCAAAGGUAAGGGACCUUUCUCUUUUCAUGUAAAAUGCAAGCUGGAGCCAAGGACGACAUGUGCUAGCUUCUAGGAGAAGCUUUUUGGCAACCCCAUCGCCCACCAUUUCUGUAGAGUGCUAUAACAUUUAGUGGCCAAGAGGUUGGGAGACAGGUGCAGAAUCUUCCUGGUGAAGUUUCUAGAGGUCAGAAUAUUGGUUGAUCUUUUGAUCUGUGGUGGUGGGGAGAACUGGAUUUCUUGUAGUGGCUGAGUAUUUGUUUUAAAAGCAUGUAUAAGUGUCUUAAUAUUUUAAAAUAUUAUAUAAUAGGUCAUUGCUCCCUGAACAAAUAAUCCAGAAUAAGGAAACAAGCUAUAUUUGCAAACAAUGGGGCCAAGAAUUUGGCAAUCCUUGGCACAGAGGGGUGGUUUUUUUUAGACAAAGGAUAUUUUGAUAAGAGACUUGAGCAUGUCAGGAUUGAACAUGUAUACAGAAAUUAUUUUAAUUUGACAAGAGUUACCUUAUUUGUCACCUAGGUGGCUGUCUGCUUGCCUUGAAAGAAGCUGAAGAAGAAGCAGUGUCGGAGGAAGGUCAGUCUGCUGACAAUUUAGCUGCAACAGUCAUUUCUGAAGAUCCUCCUACAGUCCUCGUGGAGUUCUCUUCGGUGGUGGCAGAUACGCAAGAGUACAUAAUUGAGGUAGCUGAGCAGCACUGAGGGAGAAUCUCUUGGAGAAAACUAAGUUUUCCUACACUGCAGGGUGGUUUUCAGUUGUGGUUUGUCCAGGGGCAGUGAGAGCCAGACUGUAAUCUGUCAAGCGCUUCUGAAUAGAAUAUGCCAGGCUUCACCAGCCCAGUUCAUUCUAUUUUUGAACCAUUUUCAUGAGCACCAGCAUCCUAUGGCUGUGCUGGCUGAGCCUGAGAGGUAGAGCAGAAGGUAUGUGGUGGAUUGUUCCUGGAGCAAAGAGCAUUCCUGAGGACAUUACCUGCAUGUGAUUACACUGCAAAGUUAAGUUCCUGCUUUAGGGGAAAUCUGUGUUCUCUCUUUUAGACAGCUACUGAAGAGAUGGAAACCACGGAAGCUGCUGAAAUCAUAGAAGGGACAAGGCAUGAGGUAGGUUGCUCUCCCUGAAGAGGUUCCUUACAAUCCUUGCUACUAAAAACUUUAAAGCUUGAAGUGAUUAAUUCAUUGAUAAAAUUACCAAGAGACAUCUUUGUAGCAAACACACACACACAAAAGACUAGGUAGCCUGUUUGUUUAAUACCUUCUUGGGUGGGAGAGUGGAUCUAGGAAGCUGCUUUCUACCGGGUCUGCCCUCCAGGAUCUAGGGCAGAAAAAGGUCUUUGCCAUCCACCAGGGAUUGAACCUGAGGUUUUCUGUAUGCAACACAGGUGCUCUGUGUCCACUUCCCAAAGUUCUACAACCCCUUUCAGAGAGGAGAACCUCCCCAGUUCCUGGCACUAAGAAAAGCAAGUGGUUUGGUCUUAAAGCGACUCUGAUUUUAAAGCAAGAGCCAUUGCCGAACUCUGUAUUUUCUCUUCUCUUCCCCACCCUUUAUCUUUGGACUCUUCACACCCCAUCUGUUAGUUUGCUGGAGGAGGGAAGAACUUGCUAGUUUGGAGCUGGACAGCAUGUCAGAUUUGUGUCCACUUAUAUAUUCCUUUGAUGCGGGUGGUGCUGUGGGUUAAAUCACAGAGCCUAGGACUUGCCGAUCAGAAGGUCGGCAGUUCGAAUUCCCAUGACUGGGUAAGCUCCCAUAGCUCGGUCCCUGCUCCUGCCAACCUAGCAGUUCGAAAGCACCUCAAAGUGCAAGUAGAUAAAUAGGCACCACUCCGGUGGGAAGGUAAACAGCGUUUCCGUGCGCUGCUCUGGUUCGCCAGAAGUGGCUUAGUCAUGCUGGCCACAUGACCCGGAAGCUGCGUGCCGGCUCCCUCGGCCAAUAAAGCGAGAUGAGCGCUGCAACCCCAGAGUCGGUCACGACUGGACCUAAUGAUCAGGGGUCCCUUUACCUUUACCUAGAUAUUCCUUUGCACUUUAUAGAAUAGGUGAAAGGAACUAACAUUUAUUCAUUGUCAAGCAGUUGACAUACCCCGUCCUUUAGGGCUUUUUGGCUCCAUGGUUUUUGUUUCUUUCUCUCUGGACACAUUUUUAAAAGAGUGGCUGUGCUGGCUAGGAGUUGUAUUCUGAAACAUUUGGAGGGCCCCACAUUGAGGAAUGCGGCUGUUCAUGAAAAUGUACGCCACGCUUGUCAUCCUCUGUUGGACUCAAAACUACACGUGCAGCAACUCUGAUACAGUGUGUGCAAAUCUGGCUUUGAAUCAUUGGUGUAUUUCCUUCCUUCCAUGCAGGUGGACAGUCACAUCAUGAAAGUAGUUCAGCAGAUCGUCAACCAAGCAAAUUCUGGCCAUCAGAUAAUUGUCCAGAAUGUCACUGUGGCAGAAAGUUCUGCCUUGACACCUGACGGCACAGACGCAGACACAAUUGCCAUAGCAACUCCCGAGAGUCUCACGGAGCAGGUUGCCAUGACGUUGGCUUCAGCCAUUGGUGAAGGAGCAGUGUUGACCACAGAGGGGAGCAGCGAGGCUGAAGAGGCAACGGUGACAAUGGUGGCAUCCGAAGACAUUGAAAUAAUGGAGCACACGGGGGAGUUUGUGAUUGCCACCCAGGAGGAGGAAGUGGAGGUUCAGACUGUUAUAGUCUAGACCAGGGGAAAGAGCCAUAUCUGCAUUCAAUCUCUGGAGACUGCCCCGUGGGUAGUCUUCAGCACUGUGGAAAAUGUCACAUGGGGCUGGGGCACUCUGGUGGUGCCAAAGGGCUUGAUGACUAGUGUCCUCAUAGCACUUGUGCUCAGCUGCUGCUUGUUGAAAUCAGGCAGUGAUGGAGCGAAGCACUUUAAUAUUAGCUUAGUGGGAGGAGAAAAAAUGGAUGGUGGGGGGAUUUGCAGGGAAAUUAAACUAUGCCAUGCAACCAGAGGCCUCCUUUCUGGGGCACCUACUUGCCUUUCAUAUGUAAGUCCAUAUAAGGCAUGGAAUGUAAGCUAUUCAUAAUGGACACAAACUUUAAAGAAAAGUUUGAAAAUGCUUUACUAUACAGGAAAACAGGUUAUCUUAAUAUCCUGCAACUGCUACAUAAAGGCCACAAUGUACAUUUUGUAACCAUGUAACAUUUAAUUGCUUAUUGUACAGUUUGUAAGUGUUUUUAAAAUACAUAAUUUUCUACAAAAUUCUGAUGUAAUAAAAAGAGAGCUAUUAUUAGAUGAAAGCUGGUUAUUUGUUUUUUGUUCUGGUAAAAAGUAGCUGUCACUUCUCUUAUCCUACAGAGUAAAUGUAAUCCAGCAGGACUCUGUAUAUGCCAGACUCUUGAAAUGAAUGUUAGUUGUGCAAAAUCAGUCAGUAGCCUUAGAUUAUUCUAGUUAACAAGUUUCUAGUUCUCAUGAUUGGAAACUAGGGUAGUGCCUAAAGUCUCAAGAAGCAAGCAGGGGCUUAGGGCUCCUAAGCAGAAUCAUAGAAUUGGAAGGGACCAUAAGGAUCAUCUAUAGUCCAACCAUCUGCAGUGCAGUAUUCUAGAGGUUAGUUCCUUGUCCCUAUCACAAACUGCAGCUUCAGCUUCCAUUUCAGGCAGACACUAGCAGUAAACAGGUAUGGUUACUCCAGUUGCACUGGUAAGUUGGGGCUUGCUUGCAAGGCCGACUCAACAGUUAAGGUCAGGAGUCACUAAUCUUUUGGGGCCAGUAGGCACAUUUGGAGAUGGCUGCCACUUCCAAGAGCAUGGGUGGAGGACCACUAUAUCCAGUUCUGCCAGCCACUGAAGGAUAGGCUGAGACAGUGCAAAAAGGAGGUGCACAAAAAGAGCAAACACCCUCUCUGAGCAUUGUGAUGAGAACUAAGAUCUUUCACAGGCCCUGUAAGAGGUAGGUAGUGUCCGGCACACUCAAUGCCCAUGGGCACCACAUUGACUACCCUUGCAGUAGAUUAAUUUUGCCUGGGACUUCUGUGCUGAGAUUAAAAAUUUAAGAUUUAUACAGUCCACUGCUGUCAAUGGCAACUCAUCUUUGCUUUUUUUCAGGGCUCAUAAUUGGCUUAAGAAUUUCUGUGAUGUUGCCCUGGAUGCCUCUAGAAUAAAUAUUUUUGUAACCCCUCUGCCUGGUGUCGUCCUCUGAGGAUGAACAUUUAUACCUUGCUGACUUGAACCACUCAUUGCUUGUCUGGUUGGUCAGGAUCAAAUACAGAGUAAAACAAAAAUAGGAGCCCAGUACAAUUGAAAGGACAACAACAAAGCCCAGCAUGAACACGAUCCUGGGGAAGGUCAGGAAAAGAUGCUGCGAAGAGAAAAAUACCCAGCUGGAGUCAAAAUGCACAAAGAAUAGCCUAACCCCCCUGUCCUGGUGGUUCAUGUGCCUACUUCUUCCUUCAAUGGUAGACAGCUUGUCAAUACUGCACUUUGAUCAAUGUGAUCAGUAAGUCUGCAUCUUGAAUAAUUCAAAAUUUUAGCUUUUAUCUUGAUAGUAAAAGAAAAGCUAAAUUCAAAUUACUAAGAAAACCCAGACUAACCAUAGUUCCUCUGAUCACCAUACAAUAUGCAAGUGUCUUUUGAAUUUAGUACCAGUGGCCCUUAUAACAAAGAAAGACAAAGGCACAUCUAAGUUAGCUUUGUAAAACAACUAUUCUCAAGAAGGUGCAUACUAUUAAGUUUCUUGGGUGGUAUCCAUCUGAACAGUUUCACUACUGCUAGCAUUUUUGACUGCACAAUGGAAUCCCACCCCCAUGCAUCCCCUAUAUUUGUUCUGGGGGUCACCCCUAAGCUUUAGGGAGUAGGUGGGGAAAAGAAGUUCCACUGUGCAUCCAAAGUGCUUGCGACAAGUGGAACUGUUUAGCUGGAUCCCACCCCUUGAUAAUAAAAGCACAUCAAUUUAACGUCAAUGUCAGAAAGGCAUAUUUAGUCUCCAAAUUAAUGAUUCUUUUGAUUAAAUUACAUUCAGGCUUUGAAAUCUAUUCUGCAGAUCAGAAGAAGUAAGACCCUUUCUGCAAAAGCUUGCACAACAGUAAAUCUGUUCCCUUCAAGGGAGUCCACAGCUACAUACAGAUGAAGGCAUCAGACA
This is a messenger RNA of Podarcis lilfordi (Lilford's wall lizard), 13850 nucleotides long. Lineage: Eukaryota; Metazoa; Chordata; Lepidosauria; Squamata; Lacertidae. The record is from the annotation of a GenBank genome assembly.